AUGCCCUGUAUAAUUAUGAUAGGCUUUAAUAUUGGAAUAUUCCUAGCUUUGGUAUACGUCGCUAAAGGGGAGAUCCACCAUCAGAAGAAACUAAACUUGUGUAAUUCUUGUUCCGCCGAUGACCGUAACUGUACACGCAAGAUCAAAGUUCCAUGUUUAGACUUUCGUGAACGCCGUGAUCUGGGAUUCAAUCAUAACUACAAUGGUUCGCUUUACAAAAAGAAGCGACGUCGUUUUACUCAGGGGAAGCGCAGAAAAAUUUGGUUGUUUGACGGUAACUCACAUAGAAAUAUGAAGAGCGAUUAUCAUCUCGGACGCUAUAGUGAACAAUGUGAGAAAGAAGAAACCUAUACUUGUAGAUAUUUUAAAUGUUAUGAAGUAUGUUGUUCAGGAUGGGUUAUGGAACCGAUCAACAAUACUUGCUCAAUUUACGACAGUUUUCCAACCGAAUUGCACUGUAAAAAUGGCGGAGAAGAAAUCUUAACGGUUGACGGUCCUGUUUGUGUAUGUCCUGCUUCUUUUACUGGUAAAAAUUGUGAAACAAAUCUUUGUGACCUGAAUUGUCUAAAUGAGGGGUUAUGUGAUUAUGUUGAUGGUGCUGCUAGAUGUGUUUGUCAGAAAGGAUUUAAGGGUAAAUUAUGCGAGAAACAUUUUUGUUCUGGUGGUUGUCAAAAUGAUGGUCGGUGUGUUAUUGAUGAAGGUAUAUUCGCAAAACCAUUUUGUGUUUGUCCACCGAAAUACAGUGGGAAGUAUUGCGAAAAAAGUGACUAUGAACCAAAACCAGGAGUUUGUCCACGAGUACACAAUCAAAUGUUGGUGAAUGUUGGUGUUUGCACCAAUACAUGUUACGAUGAUGAUGGUUGUCAAGGACAACAUAAAUGUUGCAGUACCGGAUGUGGAUCGUCAUGUAUGAUGCCCGCAGAUCAGUUCUGUGUAUGGAACAAAACAGAGUAUACUAUUGGAGAACACUUCAAACCUAAUGCUUGUACUGUAUGUACUUGUUAUAUACCAGAUAGUAGACGAUCUUAUGGUGGUGCUCGCUGUGAAUCUCUACCAUGUCCUACUCUAAAUUGUAACAUGAUAGAAACUGGAGAGUGUUGCGAUGUUUGCGUUGACGAUAUAUUCCCUGUAAAGCCGAUUAGUUAUGAAGAACCAAGAUUUGUGAACUGCCCAGCCACUACCCUAGUGCUGGUACUAGAACUUGAUGAAUCGUCUGUUCACUUACCCAUUAAACUUGAAGCAUUAGAUUAUAUGACAAACAGACUUGAUGUUUUCUAUACAAGAACAAUUUUUGAAGCUGGUAAAGGUCCUACUAAUUUCCACACGGUCACUGCAACGUCAUCAACAGACAGAUUUGGUCAAUUUGCAGUGUGCAUUUUUCAGAUUCGAGUCAAAGAUCGACAACCACCUGCAUUUGAUUACUGCCCGUCAACCAUUAAAACAACAAAACAAAUUGUAGAAUGGAACACUCCUAUAGCUCGUGAUAAUGUUGGUCUUGCGGUGAAACCUGUAUCCAGAAGUAAGCCAGGAGAGAAAUUUAAGUAUGGGGACCAUGCAAUAGUUUAUAAAACAGAAGAUUAUGAGGGGAACGUGGCCAACUGUAUAUUCUUCGUCAAAGUGUUCCCUCCAAAAAUACUAGGAAAACGCAACCGACCAUCCCGGCUUUUGUUCUCUCCCCAUAAUAUCAACAUGUUUAUUAUUGGCAUCAGUGCUUUUGGUGUUGUAAUAUUGGCUAUUGUAUCAAUAACCAUGGUCUGGUACAAGUCGAAGCGCAGUGGUGGAGAAGUGAUACCAAAUCGACUGUCAACUAUACCAACAGGUCCACGAGCUUCCCAAAACAUCUAUUCUGUCAGUGACGCCCGAGAACCACCACCAGCUUAUGAAAUAACGCCACUAAAGAAGACUCUAAUGGUAGAGACAGAUUUGACCGCCUCACCUACUUCUAGUCAGAUUGAUUUUAUUGAUGAAGCUUCCACUAGUCGUACAAAUCUCUGUAGCCCCGUGGACUCCUCAACCCGUCCAAAAAUUUCUAUCACGUCUCAUACUACCAAUCCUCUUUAUCAGAAUAUGCUUGAUAAGCUAUUUUAUUGCAUAGAUAAAGAUAAUGGUAAUUGUUUAUCUUCUCUUGCUGUUUUAGUUUUAAAAAAUCAUCUCGUAGAAAGAAAAGAGUAG
Lottia gigantea (owl limpet) is the source of this 2172-nucleotide messenger RNA. RefSeq lists its product as hypothetical. Gene Ontology annotation, cellular component: extracellular region. Bases 1 to 2172 code for a protein of 723 amino acids. The transcript has 14 exons. NCBI's taxonomy places the organism in Eukaryota, Metazoa, Mollusca, Gastropoda, Lottiidae. The record is from RefSeq and is a predicted model, not a curated record. Gene Ontology annotation, molecular function: protein binding; peptidase inhibitor activity.